UUAUUUAGAGGUUAGGGUGAUCUUCCAACGUCGGUGUGUUGUGUGUGUUUCGUGCGGGUUACUUAUGUGUAAACACCAUACAAUUGCUUUGAUGUUACACCCUUCCCCGUAUUUUUUAUUCCUGAAACGUGUUGAAUUUCAUACCUUUGACUACGACGUAUGUAACCUGAAAUAAAGUCACCGCGAUAGUCCUUCUUUCACGGUUAUUUUGUUUGUUUUUGCCGCAAUUCUCAUGGAAGACACUAAUAUGGCAUGACUGUCAUUUCCCCUCUUUCGCAACCUGUUUUUUACAUAUUUUAAUAUUUUUACGUUGAAUUUUUAUCAAUUUUGACUGUUUUAUUCAACUGAGCUUAGCCAUGAAGCCGGCUAAGCUUAUUAGUUGGGCAAGUCUCUCCGACACCCUCACGGCCAAAGCGGGAAUGGAUGGAUCACUUGAUGACAUCGGGCGAACAGAACCUGAUCAAAAAGUUUUUGCCUGUUACCAGAUUGAUUAUGUCAGGAAAUGUCUCGAAGAAUGGAUGCAGCACCUCCUGGAAGAUGGCGCAGGUUCUAAAUCCCGACAAAAGUCAAGAGAAAGCAGAAUGCAGGGAAACACUAAUUUCACAAAAUCUCACAAGUUCUUGUUUCUUGAGGCCUUGCGACUUUACAAUAAAAGCAUUAUUGAAGCUCCGCACAAAAGUGAAGAACUCUCAAUUGCUUUGGGCAAUCGCUCUGCCAUCCUGUUUGAACUGAAGAACUAUGAGAAAUGUUUAACCGAUAUAAACUUAGCAUUGGAAAAUGGAUAUCCGGUGAAACUUGCCUAUAAACUUAUGAUGCGGAAAGGAAAAUGUUUAUUCUACCUUAAGAAGUAUUCAGAAGCCAUAGAUGUCCUAGAGGCUACAAAAAAAGACAUUGAUGCCUUGAGCCAUAUACCAAGUGACAGAAAAGCAAAAUUAAUACAAGAUAUAGAAACUGGUAUUAAAACGGCAGAGUCCUUGAGUAAAAUUACAUCAAUGAAACCCGAGAAACUUGUGCCUCGCUGUGUUGCUGAUCUUGUGCCGUAUGUCGCCUCCGCAGUUCAUCCCACUUUCCCCUCUGCUUCAGAUCUUCUGUCUCUGCAGCAUUCUGAAGAGAAAGGGAAACAUGUCAUUGCUGAAAAAGACAUUAAAAUGGGUGAUGUCCUAUUUGUGGAGAAGCCGUACUCCCAUGUGUUACUGCAAGAACAUUACGAGUCACAUUGUCACAAUUGUUGUGACAUGCUAACUGUACCCAUACCGUGUUGGCAUUGCACUUACGCUAUUUUCUGUUCACUUGAGUGUCAAAAGGAAGCUUGGGAAAGUUACCACAAGUGGGAAUGUGCCAAAGCACUGAGAAUUUUUCACUCUAUCGGUAUCGCUCACCUUGCCAUUCGAGUUUUAUUGAAAGCGUCCUCCGAUUCGUCAACUGAAAAUGAGGAGAAAUACAAACGGGUCAAUGAUUUGGUGACGCAUUUUGACAAAUUUUCUGACCGCGACAUGUUUCAAUACACCCUGAUUGCCACUCUUCUCCUGAUUUAUCUCGAGAAGAAAACUGAUUUCUUUCAAACCACUAAUUACACAAGGGAGAAAGACUUUGCCAAAGUUGGAUAUCUUCUUUUGAGACAUGUUGUCCAGUUAAUUUGUAAUGGGCAUGCAAUAACUGCCAUCCAUAGUGUUUGUACAGAUGAAGAAAAUCCUGCUGUUACAAUUCAAAAACCUGUCAGAAUAGCCACAGCCAUUUUCCCUUCGGCUAGUAUGAUGAACCAUUCUUGCGAUCCAAACAUCAGCAACAGUUUUUUCAAAGACAUUCUCAUUGUGAAAGCUAUAAAAGACAUACCAAAAGGCUCAGAAGUUUACAAUUGUUAUGGGCCUGAUUUUCGGAGGAUGCAUGUCAAAUAUCGGAAGGAGCUAUUGUUGGACCAAUACCAUUUUGAAUGCAACUGUGAACCAUGUCAGACCGACACGGAAGAAGUUUCAUUUUUAGACAGAUUUUAUGAAGGCUACUUGUGUAUCAAGUGUGGUGGGCUCUCAAUCCCUACCAACGAUUCUCUAAUUGGAAAAUGCACCAGCUGCCAGAGCGAGCAAAACUGCACUAAGCUCCAUCAGUUGCACAUCAAGGCUGAGGGCUUGUAUCAAAAAGGAUGUGAAUUCAUGAAACAUAAAGAAACAGAAACAUCUAUUAAACUAGCAUUAGAGUGUCUCCUCGAUGCCUACUCUUUGUACAUCCGGUGCCAUUACAAGUAUCAUCGAGAUAUCACGGAGUGUGCUGAUCAAAUCUCUCGCUGUUACGCUAUCCUAGGCGAUUGUGAUAAAAGUAUUCUCUACUUAGAGAAAACGUUGCCAGCGGUGAAAGAGCAGUUUGGUCCUAUCAGCAUUGAGUAUGGUCAUGAAUUGCAGAAACUAUCAGAUAUCAUGAUUUGUGACUUACAGAAACUCAACGGAACCCACUCCCAGUUCAAAGAGAAGGUGGUUAAAACGCAAGAUACGCUUAAAGAAUUGAAAAUAAUAUUUGACAUCCAUUAUGGUCUGUGGAAUCAACAAUAUAGAGAUCUUGUAGAUAAAGAAGUGGAACUCUUAAAUAUUAUUCAUGCCUUAGAAUUGUUGUGUAUAUCUCCUUCAGAAAGUGUCAAUAAUUCUAGCUCAUGAAAUGCUAUUUCAGAAAUCGUUUCAAUUUUUUGUAUAGUCGAAUAACUUUUAAUAGAAUAAAAGUGGUAAAUGAUUUAUACUUCAGAUUCAUUUACUAUUAUGUAUAUUUUCAACUCCUUAAUGUUAUCCAUCUUUCUAAAUAUUGCCUCCAAUAACCCUCAUGUUUGAAAAAAGAAGAAAGCGAAUGUGAACUUUUUUCUUGCAAGUUGCUCUAAAUUUUACAUGUAUGACAGUCAUUCAUACUUUUUAUACAGCCUUACAUUGUUUACUUAUCUCCUUAUAUUAAGGGCAUGAACUAUUCAUUCAAGGAUUAUGAAUUUAAACUCCUUGUAACUGAAGGAAAGGAGUGAAUAAAUUUUUUUUUAUGAA
Molecule: messenger RNA, 3011 nt
Organism: Bemisia tabaci
Lineage: Eukaryota; Metazoa; Arthropoda; Insecta; Hemiptera; Aleyrodidae
Product: SET and MYND domain-containing protein 4
Cellular component (GO): cytoplasm; nucleus
Molecular function (GO): histone deacetylase binding
Source: RefSeq, a predicted model, not a curated record